AACAAGUAUGGCUGCGCCCAUAAUCCAGAAUAAAAACAAUGAUAAAAACAAAUUUAAUACGUAAAAAACAUACGCUAAAUGUAUUGUUUAAAGUAAAUGUAGUUGUAAAUAAGCAUAACAAAGGAAUUUAGAAAGAUCUUUUCUUUAGCUGGAUGUCAUGAGCAUUAAACUAGCACCAAGCAAAAGCACGAUUUAUGUGUCAAACCUUCCUUUCUCUUUAACCAACAAUGACAUGCACAAGAUAUUUGAGAAGUAUGGAGCGGUUGGAAAAGUGACCAUUUUGCGAGAUGACAGACACAGAAGUAAGGGUGUUGCGUUUAUUAUGUACGUGGAGAAGGACUCUGCUCAUCAGGCUGUGAAGGCACUCAACAACACAAAGAUGUUUGACCGAACCAUUCGUUGUAGUAUUGCCAAAGACAACGGAAGGACUACCGAGUUUAUUAAGAAGAAGAUUUACAAAGACAAGAGUAAAUGCUAUGAAUGUGGAGAUGAGGGUCAUUUGAGCUACAAUUGUCCAAAAAAUCUUCUUGGAGAUCGUGAGCUUCCGGAAAAGAAGAAGAAGAAAAGAAAAUGGGAUGACGAUGAUGAUGCAGAGCAUGAUGAAGAGCAAAACAGUGACAAUGAAGAAAGUUCUGGUGUCGAUAGUUUAGCAGCUGCCAUACAAUAUGAGCAACAGAAAUCAAGUGAGUUGCUGGGGAGCUGCAGCUACUACGCAACGGCAUGUGAACCCAAGAAGAAGAAAUACAAGAAAGACACGUACUUCAGUGAUGAAGAGGAGCUAGAUGAUGAUUGAUAAUAUCAGAGUUAUUUCCCCAUGAUCAGUGGAGUCUGGGUUAUGCAUUGUGUGGUGUGCCAUUUCCUGGCUUGAUGUUAAGGAUGUGGGCUGGGAGGUCAGAAAGCAGAGGGGGCAAAACAUAACAUGAUGCCAUUUGUUUACAAUUGAAGAAAUAAGUGUAUGAAAGAACAGGCAAUUUGACUUUUUUCAAAAACAAAACAAAAAACAUAUUUAAUGACACUUCAGCACAUUGAAACUAUGACUGUUUGGUGUUUAACAUACGAUUUUAACAACGAGAAGAAAAACUGCUCCUACCACAUAGGUUACUUCUACAGAAAAGCAGCAAUGGAUCUUUUUUAUGCACUUUCUUAAAAACAGAAAGUGUACAGGCUUUGAUGAAGCAGUUGUGGGUACAAGAUAAAUCCCAGGUCAGUUGUGGACACGAAGCGAUUCAUUUACAAAUUCUGCACUUCUGUCUUCGCAUCUGUACCAAAACUGACAGACCCGAUUAUAGCUUUGUUGCAGCGUGGUAAAACUUUAUAAUCAGUGUUAUCUUUAAAAUCAGUUUUAUCUUGUGGUUAAAUUUUUUAUAAUUUACCACUAAAAGAGGAGAAUGGAAUGAGUUAUUGUCCAAAAGUUUGAUGAAAUGAGAUUGGAAGGAAUUUAAAUGAUAAUAAACAAAGGAAUACCUAUCACUUGUUUAGUAUAUAUUUGUAUCACAUAGCAUACACACACACAUUGUAUUAUAAUUACAUAAAUAAAUAAAUAACACAUUGUAAGCACAUUUGUUAUUCAGCAGUAUAGCAAACAUAUAUUAAAUAGUAUAAUAAAUAAUAAAAAGUUUUAUAAACGUUUUUAGUGGACAAUACAUUUGGUAUAUUAAAAUACAACUUGUAUAUGGUAAUAUUUAUUUUGGUCAUCAGCAUUUCUUAUUCAGCAGUUCUGGAAUGUGCACUAUAAAAAGAUAGUUAUCCUGGAAAACUGCCAGUAAACAAAAUUUGUUAUUCAGCAAGGUUUAUAAAAAGAUAUAUUUAAUAUGUAAAGCCAUAUAAAAUUACAUGUAAAAAAAAAAAAAUGUAAAGCAUAAAAAUCCAUAAAUUGUAGAAGCAUAGAACAGUUACAAAGAUUAUCCUUUUUGCAUUAAGAAAUACCUACAAAAUAAUAUAGAUGUACUGUUGUUUUUAAAUUCAGAGACAUGUAUACUAAAGAAAAUAAUUGAGAGAUUACAUGAAAACUAUAAUCCAUUUGCAUCAAAAUGGAAUUUGGCAUUAACUAUAAUGAGUAAUGUUAAAAGUCAUUAAGAUUUAAACCCAUACCAAUUUGCAUAGCAUUUUUUUUUUUUUGUAAAUAAAAGAGUUAGUUAACAAAUUGCCAUCAAAUUCCCUAUGCUAAAUUUCCCUUUUGGUAUAGAGAUGAAGGCCAGUAUUGGAAGAGACACUGUAAAGCAAUUGCAGUGCAGUUCUGUCUAUGUGUACUUCAUUAUUUUAUUACUAGAAACAAUUCCCAUAUUACUGACUUUCGAUCCCACAUUAUAUGUAUUUUGUACAGAUAUUGCUCUGUCAUUAAUGAAUUACAUUUGGUCUACAAAUACAA
Molecule: messenger RNA, 2368 nt
Organism: Gigantopelta aegis
Lineage: Eukaryota; Metazoa; Mollusca; Gastropoda; Neomphalida; Peltospiridae
Product: zinc finger CCHC-type and RNA-binding motif-containing protein 1-like
Exons: 7
Coding region: 158-793 (211 amino acids)
Biological process (GO): mRNA splicing, via spliceosome
Cellular component (GO): U12-type spliceosomal complex
Molecular function (GO): zinc ion binding; RNA binding
Source: RefSeq, a predicted model, not a curated record